CCAAAUCCAGCAGGCAGAGAGUGCGAGAGGCGGUGCGCUGGCAGUGGCGGAGAGGAGCUGCAGCAGGACACACUCGUAUUACUCUAUGCAGGGAGCAGGCUGGGAGCCAGUGACACUCCCCUCCACACAGCCAAGUGGGACAUUGGGGACGACAAGGGACAUCCAAACUUCACUCUGACUCCAGCCAUGGACAGGGAGUGACAACCACACCCGCCUUACUUUCUACUCAUCGCUCAUUUCUCCAACUCUCACAACUUCUGCUAUUUGGAGACCCUGGAGCUGCCAUGGGGAAAAUAUUUGCAACUUGCCUGCUGACUUUGGCUGGACUUCUGCCUGCUGUGGCUGCUGGACCGUACACUGAUAAAAUGACAGGUGCUGUGAUGGACAUGUAUUCAGGCAGCUGUACCUUUGAUGAGCCAUACCAGUCCUGUGGAUAUAGCCAAUGGGAACGCAAUGAUCUAAACUGGGAACAGGUCAAUACUUUGAGGAAGUCACACACAGAUUCUUGGAUGCCAUCAGGGUCUUUCAUGAUGGUAAAUACAUCUGGAAGGUUGGCUGGGAAGAGGGCUCUUCUGUUAUUGCCUCAGCUGAAAGAGAAUGACACACAUUGCAUUGACUUUCACUACUUUGUGUCCAGCAAGAGUGGAGCCUUACCUGGACUGCUACACAUCUAUGUCACAGAAAAUAAUGGAGUAAUGGGAAGCCCUGUGUGGAACAUAUCAGGACCAGCAACUGGGAUGUGGAAUCGAGCAGAACUGGCAAUAAGCACCUUCUGGCCCAAUUUUUACCAGGUUUAUUUUGAAGUUAUUACCUCAGAUCAACAUGGAUACAUUGCAAUAGAUGAAGUGAAAGUUCUAGGACACCCUUGCAGUAAAACACCACAUUUUGUACGGGUUAAAAAAGAUGAUGUGAAUGCUGGUCAGUUUGCCACCGUCACAUGUACAGCAAAUGGAAAAACAGCAGCAAGUGACAGACUUUGGUUACAGGGUGCAAAUGGAAGAGACGCUCCUUUAAAGGAGAUUAAAGUGAAUAAUGAUCGGAGAUUUGUGGCUGUGUUCAAUGUGGUGAACACAACAAAGAGAGACGCUGGCAAUUACCGUUGUAUGAUCCGAACUGAAGGAGGAGUCGCGGUCUCAAACUAUGCAGAAUUGGUUGUUAAAGAGCCCCCUGUACCCAUUGCACCACCCCAGCUUUCUUCUGUUGGGGCAACCUAUCUGUGGAUACAACUAAAUGCCAACUCAAUAAAUGGUGAUGGGCCUAUCAUUCAGAGAGAAGUUGAGUAUCGUACUACCAGUGGAAGUUGGUAUGAUCUCCAGCCAGUGGACUCUUCAAGUUAUAAGAUUGGGCAUCUUGACCCUGACACUGAAUAUGAAAUCAGUGUACUCUUAACACGACCGGGAGAAGGUGGCACAGGUUCCCCUGGACCAGCCCUGAGGACAAGAACAAAAUGUGCUGAUCCCAUGCACGGUCCACGAAAACUGCAAGUGGUUGACAUACAGUCCAGACAAAUAACCAUUCGAUGGGAGCCAUUUGGAUACAAUGUCACACGUUGUCACAGUUACAAUCUGACCAUUCUGUACAGAUACCAGGUUGGAGGACAGGAACAAGUCAGAGAGGAAGUGAGCUGGGAUACAGAUAACUCCCACCCCCAGCACACCAUCGCUAGUCUGACUCCAUUCACCAAUGUCAGUGUCAAGCUGGUGCUUAUGAAUCCGGAGGGAAAGAAGGAAAGCCAGGAACUCAUAGUACAGACUGAUGAAGAUGUACCGGGUGCUGUACCUUUAGAAUCAAUCCAAAGCAGCACAUUUGAGGAGAAGAUUUUCCUGCAGUGGAGGGAGCCUGCCCAAACAUAUGGCAUCAUUACUUUAUAUGAGAUCUCCUACAAGGCAGUCAGCUCCUUUGACCCUGAAAUAGAUUUAUCCAAUCAAAGUGGACGUAUUCUAAAACAAGGAAAUGAAACACACUAUCUGUUCUUUGGACUGUAUCCUGGGACAACCUACUCUUUUACAAUACGGGCCAGCACAGCGAAAGGCUUUGGACCUCCUAUUACGAGUCAGUUUACAACCAAAAUCUCAGCCCCCUCCAUGCCAGCGUAUGAACUGGAAACACCUUUGAAUCAGACUGACAGCACAUUGACAGUUCUGCUGAAGCCGGCUCAGAGCAGAGGAGCUCCUGUCAGUGUCUACCAGAUUAUUGUUGAAGAAGAAAAAUCUCGACGCUCCCGGAAGACAUCAGAAAUGUUAAAGUGUUAUCCUGCUCCUAUACAUUUUCAGAAUUCCACAAUGCUGAAUUCACCAUACUAUAUUGCUGCUGAAUUUCUACCCAACCUCUUGUCUUCUAUCAUGCUCUUCACAGUCGGUGACAACAAAACCUAUAAUGGAUAUUGGAAUACUCCUCUCCUCCCACAGAAAAGCUACAGUAUCUACUACCAAGCUGCCAGCAGAGCAAAUGGGGAAACCAAGAUUGACUGUGUCAGGAUAGCCACAAAAGCUGCGAUAAUCGUGACUCAGCUUACAACACCAUACAUUCGCAUCGCCCCUGCUGCAGGCGACGACCAACUAACAGGAGCUGCAACUCGUAAGCCAGAUCCUGAACCUGAAAAACAGUCAGAUCACACAGUAAAAAUUGCGGGAGUCAUUGCUGGAAUCCUUCUAUUCGUCAUUAUCUUCCUGGGAGUUGUCUUAGUGAUGAAAAAAAGAAGAAGCUAUAACUCCUACACAUAUUACCUGAAACUGGCAAAGAAGCGGAAAGAGACCCUGAGCAGCACCCGCCAGGAGAUGACAGUGAUGGUGAAUUCAAUGGAUAAGAGCUACACGGAGCAAGGCACCAACUGUGAUGAAGCUUUCUCUUUCAUGGACACGCACAAUCUAAAUGGCAGAUCUGUUUCGUCACCAUCUUCAUUCACAAUGAAAACAAACACUCUAAGUACAACUGUGCCCAACUCAUACUACCCAGAUCCAUUUGUGCCAACUGCAAUUCUAGAAAAUCUGGAAUACCAGGACCAGAAUGGGAGUUUGAAAACCAGGACUGGACCAGAAUCUCAUGAGGAUUUGGAGUUAGUGCCAAUUAAUGAUGAAAACCACACAAACAGCGAGACAAGCAGCUUAGCCCAGUCUCAUACAUACAAGAAACGGGAGGCAGCUGAUGUUCCCUACCAGACAGGCCAGCUUCACCCAGCCAUCCGGGUAGCUGACUUGCUGCAGCACAUCACACAGAUGAAAUGUGCUGAAGGCUACGGAUUCAAAGAAGAGUAUGAAAGCUUCUUUGAAGGACAGGCAGCACCGUGGGAUUCAGCAAAGAAAGACGAGAACAGAAUGAAGAACAGAUAUGGGAAUAUCAUAGCAUAUGAUCAUUCCAGAGUGAGACUGCAGAGUAUUGAAGAUGAAGCCAGCUCAGACUAUAUCAAUGGAAACUAUAUUGAUGGCUAUCAUAGACCAAAUCACUAUAUUGCCACACAAGGACCAAUGCAAGAAACGGCAUAUGAUUUCUGGAGAAUGGUGUGGCAUGAAAAUACAGCCAGCAUAGUCAUGGUCACCAACCUGGUGGAAGUGGGCAGGGUGAAGUGCUGCAAAUACUGGCCAGAUGAUACAGAGAUAUAUAAAGACAUUAAAGUGACAUUAAUUGAAACAGAGCUACUUGCUGAAUAUGUAAUAAGAACAUUUGCAGUGGAAAAGAGGGGUAUACAUGAAAUACGGGAAAUUCGGCAGUUUCACUUUACAGGUUGGCCAGACCAUGGUGUGCCAUACCAUGCAACAGGGCUACUGGGAUUUGUACGGCAAGUUAAAGUAAAAAGUCCACCAAAUGCCGGCCCACUGGUAAUACACUGCAGUGCCGGAGCUGGCAGAACAGGCUGCUUUAUUGUCAUAGACAUCAUGCUGGAUAUGGCAGAAAGGGAAGGAGUUGUAGAUAUCUACAACUGUGUAAGGGAACUUCGCUCUCGUAGAGUGAAUAUGGUUCAAACAGAGGAACAGUAUGUGUUCAUCCAUGAUGCCAUUUUAGAAGCCUGCCUAUGUGGGGACACAUCACUGACAGCAUCUCAAGUGAGAUCUGUAUAUUAUGAAAUGAAUAAAGUAGACCCACAGACAAACUCCAGUCAAAUAAAAGAGGAGUUUAGAACACUAAACAUGGUGACACCAACACUACGGGUGGAAGACUGCAGUAUAGCGCUAUUACCCAGGAACCAUGAAAAGAACAGAUGUAUGGACGUCUUACCUCCAGACAGAUGCCUCCCCUUCCUCAUCACAAUAGAUGGCGAGAGCAGUAACUACAUCAACGCAGCAUUGAUGGAUAGCUAUGUGCAGCCGUCCGCUUUCAUCGUUACACAGCAUCCAUUGCCAAACACCGUGAAAGACUUCUGGAGACUGGUCCUUGACUACCAUUGUACAUCAAUAGUAAUGUUAAACGAUGUAGAUCCAGCACAGUUGUGUCCGCAGUAUUGGCCAGAAAAUGGAGUACAUAGACAUGGUCCUAUUCAAGUGGAGUUUGUAUCUGCUGACUUAGAAGAAGACAUAAUCAGCCGAAUAUUUAGGAUAUAUAAUGCAGCAAGGCCUCAAGAUGGAUACCGCAUGGUACAGCAGUUCCAGUUCUUGGGCUGGCCAAUGUAUAGAGAUACUCCAGUGUCUAAAAGGUCUUUUCUAAAGCUUAUUCGGCAAGUGGACAAAUGGCAAGAAGAAUAUAAUGGAGGAGAAGGUCGAACAGUUGUGCACUGCUUAAAUGGAGGUGGUCGCAGUGGAACGUUUUGUGCAAUUAGUAUUGUUUGUGAAAUGCUUCAGCACCAGAGGGCAGUUGACGUAUUCCACGCUGUGAAGACACUUAGGAACAAUAAACCUAACAUGGUGGACCUCUUGGAUCAAUACAAAUUCUGCUAUGAAGUGGCUUUGGAAUAUUUAAAUUCUGUGUGACCAUUUCAGCAAGGCAAUGAAAGCAAAUGAAAGAAGAAAAAAAACUUUUCACCUUCAUCUCAACAAGAACAAUGGACAUUGUUCCUCUAUAUUUGUAUAUAUACAAUGAAAACUUCAGUGUUCUGCUUAUUUAGCUUUCUUAUAAAUGGCUCUUUGAGGAGCUGGAAAUGUUAUCUGGAAGCUGCCUGCACUGCCUUUACCCCCACUGUCUCGCUGUUUCUGGACAAGAUGCACCUUGAUGUUUAAGGAUUGGUUAUUUACAGCGACCAAGUUGCCUGAACGAAGCAGCAGAUUUUGGUAAAACGAACGAGCACAAUUCCAUUCUUAUGAAGGAUCUUUUUUUUUUUUUUUU
Messenger RNA from Rana temporaria (common frog), 5253 nucleotides. RefSeq names its product protein tyrosine phosphatase receptor type M (gene PTPRM). Bases 285 to 4901 code for a protein of 1538 amino acids. The transcript is spliced from 37 exons. Gene Ontology annotation, molecular function: protein binding; protein tyrosine phosphatase activity. NCBI's taxonomy places the organism in Eukaryota, Metazoa, Chordata, Amphibia, Anura, Ranidae. Gene Ontology annotation, cellular component: membrane. Gene Ontology annotation, biological process: protein dephosphorylation. The record is from RefSeq and is a predicted model, not a curated record.